AUGGUUAUGCUUAUUCUACUUCUUGCAGCCGAAACUCAGGGCCUGACUUUGAGACAACCGAACCCACAUCUCCCGUACAACUGGGAAUUGAGACGCUUCAUAGAUAACAAAGAUGGCAAGGUUGUACUAACAUUCAGUGGACCCCUAGGAGGAGAUCCUCCCCACUUUAUACUCUCUUUAUGCGACCUUGCCCCCGUCAAUCCCUGUGAGCACACACCUAUGGUAAUGAGUAUCACAGACUUUUACAUGUGUCCAGCAGGAGGAUCAUCUUAUUGUAACCAGCCUAAUCAUUACUAUUGUGGAUAUUGGGGAUGUGAAACAGUGGCAACCGCCUGGCAACCGUCUGAAGCAGAUGAAGAUAUAACUGUUGACUGGUGGCCCUCGGACUGCACUCCUUGGCGAUUAGCAACCCCUGGACAUAGGGGGAAGGGAUUGUGUGAACUCAUAAAAAUAGAGGUAACCAAUCCAAUGGAUAAAAAAUGGGACUAUGGAAAAAUGUGGGGAGUGCGUUAUUAUGAGAGAGGAACAGAUAGGGGAAAUGUGUUCAUAAUUCAGAGACGCCCAGAAAAUGGCACAUCUUCUAUAGGCCUGAAUUGGGCCAAGAAGCCAAAGAUGAUGUCUUUGCCUGCUAAGAGCCCGAAGGUUGGCCCUAUCUCAUUACUGGUCCUGGCACCAAUAAUGGGCUACCUGACUGGAGCCCAAACUGCAGAAACAACUGCGUUGUUCAUCUUCAUAGCCCUUACAACCUUGCCUGAAGGAAUAGAGGCUGCACCACCACCAGGAACAGCAGUGCCAGUAGUGCCAGUACCUCCAACCCUGAACUUGGCACCAGCCGCGGACAAAGACCCACUCUGGCACCUUCUGCAAGCAACCUUUCAAGUACUCAAUGCCUCGAAUCCUAACCUAACUCAGUCUUGUUGGUUGUGUUAUAGUGCAAGGCCGCCCUAUUAUGAGGGCAUAGCCACCAAUGACACUUACACAAUGUCCAGUGGGUUUAAUGAAUGUAGAUACCAACAUGAAGCUGAUGUCAAACUCACUCUACAAUUGGUUAGAGGGCAAGGAUUAUGCAUAGGUAAAGUUCCAGAGUCGCAUCGUCACCUAUGUGUUGAAACUAUACAACCUACAACCUCGGCUUAUGUUAUACCCUCAACCAACACUUGGUGGGCCUGUUCCACUGGGUUGACCCCAUGUAUUCACACUCAGGUACUCAACAGGUCCCAGGAUUAUUGUGUACAAGUUCGGUUGUGGCCUAAAAUAUUCUAUCACACAGACGCAGAGAUUUAUCAGUCCAUAGAAAGUGGGCUCCAUAGUAUGAGAGUCAAGAGGGAGCCAAUAACUGCCAUUACCCUCACAAUGUUAUUGGGAUUGGGAGUAGCAGGAACGGGCACUGGAAUUACUUCUCUGGUUCUACAAAACCAGUACUAUGGUCAACUCCGAGCAGCUAUAGACGUUGAUAUAGAAAGGAUAGAAAAUUCCAUCUCCCUUUUACAGGACUCACUAACUUCCCUAGCAGAAGUGGUGCUACAGAAUCGCAGGGGGUUAGAUUUACUGUUACUCCAACAAGGAGGGCUAUGUGCAGCAUUAGGAGAAGAAUGCUGCUUCUACGCUGAUCAUUCAGGGGCAGUGAAAGAGUCUAUGGCUAAAGUGAGAGAAGGCCUGGCCAAAAGGAAACAAGAAAGAGAAAACAAAAUAGGGUGGUUUGACUCUUGGUCUAACACAUCUCCUUGGCUGGUUACAUUGGUGUCCACAUUGAUGGGCCCUCUAGUCAUUCUUCUACUGUUGCUGACGGUUGGGCCUUGUCUUCUUAACAAGCUGCUCACUUUUAUAAGAGACCGUAUAAGUGCAGUACAAAGCGGCGACGGCGGUAGCGGCGGCAGCGGCGGCAGCGGCGGCAGCGGCGGCAGCGGCAGCCGGGGCGGCAGCCGGGGCACCGCGUCCGCGGUGGGCGACUGUGGCACCCAGAGGGUGGCAGCAGCGGAGGUGGUAGCAGCAGAAGGGGGCUCCAAACGGCGAUUCCAGCGACCGCGAAGAAGAGAAGCAGCGGAGCCCCGCCUAAGCCCACCUGCCUCAGGCCGAGGUCGAUCUGUCGGCCGCUCUGCGGUCCGAGCCCCACCUGCCUACGGCUCAGGGCUUGCCGGCUGCGGGCCCCGCCCACCUGCGGUCCAGGAAUACGCGGACCUGCCGGCUGCCCCACGGGAACUGAAUCCACCCAAAAACCCUGUCGUCGUCGCCAGCACAACAGAUGGGGCUUCUCCCUCAAUAUCUCCCUUUACCUCACAUACAUGA
Ochotona princeps (American pika) is the source of this 2286-nucleotide messenger RNA. Its product is annotated as MLV-related proviral Env polyprotein-like. The transcript has 3 exons. NCBI's taxonomy places the organism in Eukaryota, Metazoa, Chordata, Mammalia, Lagomorpha, Ochotonidae. Bases 1 to 2286 code for a protein of 761 amino acids. The record is from RefSeq and is a predicted model, not a curated record.